Molecule: messenger RNA, 2113 nt
Organism: Boleophthalmus pectinirostris (great blue-spotted mudskipper)
Lineage: Eukaryota; Metazoa; Chordata; Actinopteri; Gobiiformes; Gobiidae
Exons: 2
Coding region: 103-1659 (518 amino acids)
Molecular function (GO): protein binding
Source: RefSeq, a predicted model, not a curated record
UUUUAUUUGUUGCAGGACAGAGAUGAGUGUCUUGAAAUUGCAGAUCUUUGUGGUGAUUCUCAUAAAUGCCUCAACACUCCAGGUGGAUUCAGGUGCCAGGGCAUGUCAGAAAGAGAUGCUAACUCUGGGAUGUGUACUCAUGGUUACUUCUUUAAUGCGGACAUGGACGAGUGUCAGGCGUGUAGCGAGUGUGACGGAGAGCCCAUCGCCGCCCCCUGCAGCUUCACCACAGAUAGUGUCUGCUCUAGUCCUCUUUCCGGAGCCUCUGCUCUGUCUCUGUCUCUGUCCUGGGCUGGGGACAUCAGCCUGUCCACUGAGAAAGGCCACAUCCUCACACAUGUCCCCACUCUACAGCUGCAAAUCCAGGGGCGCAGUGAGGCAGGACUCCUUUCUGCAGAGGCAGGGCAUCUGAUCUUUAGGCAACAUGGCCUGGUGUGGCUGGACCAGAAUCUCCCUGUGAGUCACGGUUGUCGCAGCUUUAUCCAGGUGUGUCUGAGGAUGAACAGCAGUGAUGGAGCUGAGAGCAGUGAGCUGAGCGGUAUCAGGGUGGAACAGAGAGAAGGACGCUCCCUUCAAAGUGUCAGCAUCAGCGGGGUGGCCGAGGUCGCUCCAGGUCACAUGAUCUCCCUCUUCCUCCGGAGCGCCAGUCACCACUGUAACCAGAGCAGUGAUGGUCUGCAGCUGUACAACCCAUCGGCUGCCUCUUUUAGCCUGUUAUGGUUGUCCCACGACACUGGGGCUGUGGCCAUGUCAGCACAGGCAGUGGUCUCCACUCAUUACCACACAAACUAUCGACCUGUGUUCAGGGUGAGCACUACAUCAGAUCCUUAUGUGGUGGGCCUGACCCAUGACGGCAGAGGGGUGCGGUUUGCAGAGAGUGGCACAGUGCGCUUUGUAUUCCAGCAGGCACUGUACUCUAUGGGCCAGGCCUGUGUGAGCGAGGGCUUCCAGGUAUUAGCCUAUCUCAGUCAGAAUGGGACAGGAGUGGAGCUGUGCCGUAGCUUUAAGCCUGGAGUCCACUACAGGGACACCUCCAUAUCUGUGUCAGGGGCUGCUAAGGUGGGUCCUGGGGACACUCUGGCGUUUGAGAUCCUGUCUCCUGCUCAGUGCAAUGUGCGCUUCUUUGGUGAUGAGACCAGCAUCAGUAAGCUGAGCCUGGUGUGGGUCCCUGCGGCCAUCUCGUCUUCUCUGUUUGCAGCGGUGUCUCACACGGGGCUCCCUUCUGGAGCUGUCCGAAACAAGCCCUUAUUCUUCCACCAGACCAGCGCCCGAGUGCCCCAGAUCGGGAUGGUCUCUAAGGGAACAACCGAACAGAAAAGAGACAUAGUCUUCAAAGAGAGUGGCACUGCCAGUAUAGCACUGGACCUCAAACUUAUUCACUCAUGCAACCUGAUCAAGAUAACUCUCCUGAGGAGGAGUGAUCCAGAGGGGGGCCAGGGGGGCAAAGAGGCAGAAGGGGUGCGCCCUGUGCCCCUGGCCCAGCAGGUUGGGGGGCAGAUGCCAGACGGCAGCCAGUGGGCCAGUGUGAGCCUAAGGUCGUCUUUCCGGGUUCAUAACGGGACAUCGGUGUACUUCACUCUGGACUGUGUGCGUGGGCGGGUCAACCAGAUCAGCCAUCACACAGGCAGUGCUGUGUCUGUCCUCUGGGUGGCAGAGUAGAAAAAACUAACUUUUGACUUUUACGCUUGGAGUAUUUUUGAUUUUCAAUGUUGAUCAACUUUUUUGGGUGCAUUGACUUGUCUUUAUACUCCUUACUUGUUUGGUCUGUGAUAAACACUUUAUGCAAAGGACUAUUUUCCUCACAAUCUUAACUCAUGCUCGAACAUGGCGUUGACUCAUUGUGUGGCUGUCUCUGUUACUCAGUCUGUUUUGUGUGUGUGUAAAUAAUUCCCAUAUUCGUGUGCUGCCUUCAGUUACUGGAAAUGGUUUGUUCAGGCCUGUUUAGGGGCAUAUGUUUCAUGUUAAGCACCAUUCUUGCUGCAUGCCUUGUUUAUUGACCAUUUUUUACAUAUAAUGUUCAAAAUUAUGGUUCCUUUGAAGUAUGUCAUAAAAUGUAUAUUGGUUGUUUAUAGUUAAUCCUCAAAUGUAUUUUUCUUGUAAAAUAAGCUAUAGG